Hippocampus comes (tiger tail seahorse) is the source of this 1160-nucleotide messenger RNA. It is a transcript of the gene slc35d4, whose product is annotated as transmembrane protein 241. Lineage: Eukaryota; Metazoa; Chordata; Actinopteri; Syngnathiformes; Syngnathidae. The transcript is spliced from 15 exons. The record is from RefSeq and is a predicted model, not a curated record. The coding region runs from base 140 to 1075 and encodes 311 amino acids.
CUUGACGUGUCAGAUUGCCUGUGACGGCAGAGAGAAGUUUCCGAGUGCGAUAUGUGUACAGUACUUUGAAAGCAUGCGAAGAAUAUUGCGAUAUUAGUUUUUGCGCUGCUGAAGUCAUGCUGCGUUUGGGCAGGUCGAAAUGCAGUGGAAACGAAAUUUCGGCGGCCUCGCCUUUAGCUUCUUUUUUAUUGUGUCGUAUUUCACAAAUAAGUUUGUCCUGUCUGUAAUGAAAUUCACCUACCCAACUUUAUUUCAAGGAUGGCAGACAUUUAUCGGGGCGCUCCUGCUCCUGCUUUCUGGCAAGCUGGGAUGGGUGGAAAUGAGCCGCAUCUCCAGAUCGGCUGCCUUUGCCUGGUUUCCAGGCUCCCUCCUGUUUGUAGGAAACAUUUACGCAGGCUCCAGAGCUCUAUCACGUCUCGAGAUUCCUUUCUUCUUCACCCUGCAGAACUCCUCUCAUGUCGUUAGUUAUGUCAUCUCGAAGGCUGUUCAUAGAGAGAAAAUUGAAUGGCUGAAAUUUAUGAGUGUAUGUCUCAUGCUAAUUUCAGCCAUCAACCUCCCUGCCUAUGAUCCCCAGUUUGACUUCACCGGUUACAUGUGGGCCAUCGCUCAUCUAGUCUGUGUCGGGGCUUACAGGGUGUUUCAAGUUCACUACAAAUCCAGUAAUUUGAGCGACAUUGAGCAGCAAUGUGUGAACUACUUGUUCAGCGUUCUGCUUCUGGCAAUGGCCGCUCACCCAACAGGUGACCUCAUGAGUGCCUUGGAGUUCCCCUCCCUUCAGUCCUACUCCUUUCGCGGGGGCUGCUGUGCAAGUGCCUUGCUGGGCUUCUUGCUGCUUUUGGCCACCGUCAAACUAAAAAGUGGUUUGUCUCUCCAGCACUUUGCAGUGUGGAUUUUUAUGGCCAAGGUUACUGCCAUGUUCCUGUCACCUCUUAUUUUCUAUAUGGACAUGAAUACCCCAUCGAUGAUUUGUAUGGCGGUCAGUCAUGUGAGCGAGGCUUUGCUGGUGUAUUUCGAGAGAGAAAUGUCAGCACAUCCGGACAGACCAAAAACCUACACUUCCUCAACAAACGUUUAGGUCAUUUAAGCUGUGUUUUAAUAUUUGUAUUUGCUUUUUUGUUGCUGUGAUAAGCUGAAGACCAAAUAAAAUAUUUGUUCACAUA